AAAGUCGCGGAAAAUAUAUUCAUUUAUUAUUUGUGAUUAAAAUGAGUGUAAAUUAUUGUUCAGUGGUUUGUCUUUUAUUAUGUUUUGUUAGUUUAGGUUUUGCCGACUAUUUGUCAUUAGACGGGAAUGAAUGGAUUGCCACCAGUUUUAAUAAAUCAAUUAAAGUUGAGGCAAAAGUACCGGGAAGUAUAUACUCGGACCUCAGGAGAGCACAGGUCCUCAAACAGGACUUAUUGUAUGAGAAAAAUGAUGUCAACUAUCGAUGGGUUGCUUACGAUAACUGGACAUAUGAGCGCACAUUCACUGUGGAUUCAAAACUUCUGGACAAGAAAAAUGUCAAUUUAUUGGCCAAUGGUAUUGACACAGUUAGCAGUGUUUAUAUUAACGACCAAUUGAUCGGCAAAACAGACAAUCAAUACAUUAGAUAUGUCUGGGAUGUGAAGAAAGUGUUAAAAUCGGGACAAAACACAUUACGACUGGCCUUUCAAUCGGCGCCUCUUUAUGCCAAACAACAAUCGGAGGAUUUUCUACAAAAAUAUAAUUAUAAAGUCAUUCCGGAUUGUCCCGGACCUCAACAGUUUGGAGAGUGCCAUGCUCCUUUUAUUCGUAAAAUGCCCGCUUCAUUCAGUUGGGAUUGGGGCCCGGCGUUCCCAACACAAGGGAUUUGGAAACCCAUAGGAAUCGAAGCCUUCGAUAGUAUUCUCAUCAGAGAUAUCACUAUUGAGACGAUUCCCGACCCGAAGAAUGCCAGUCAAUGGACACUAACUGUUAAUGCAUUCGUAGAGUCGGCACCGAAUCAACAAAUGGAUGGCAUUUUUGAUAUUAAAUUAGAUAAUAAUGUUUUGAUUGAUAAACAAAAACAAACAAUUAAAUCCGAUGGUCAGGGAAAGGCUAAAAUGAUGAUUGUCAUCUUUAUUACUAACAUCCAAAUCAUCACUUGGUAUCCAAACGGUGUUUCAGACAAUACACAGAAGUUAUAUCAACUCAAUGUCCAAAUAGAUGUCAAUAAAGAAGUUUCGACACAAACCAAGAAAAUUGGUUUCCGAACCAUAAAACUGGUUCAAAAUCCUGUAAAACCCGAAGGCCUGACCUUUUUCUUUGAAGUAAAUUCCCAGCCUUUCUAUGCGAAGGGAUCGAAUUGGGUCCCAACCAAUGUCCUGACGGAAGACAUCACUCCCGAGUACUUGAGACACGUCUUAGGAUCAGCUAAACGUGCGAACAUGAAUAUGAUGAGAGUGUGGGGCGGAGGGGUGUAUGAGUCGGACCUGUUCUACGAGUUGGCCGAUGAGUACGGGAUUAUGAUUUGGCAGGACUUCAUGUUUGCCUGUUCUCUAUAUCCGGCGCACAACGAGUUCUUAGAUUCAGUUAAAAAUGAAGUGAUCACUCAAGUCAGGCGCAUUCAACACCACCCAUCACUCGCCAUUUGGACAGGUAACAAUGAGAACGAGAUUGCCCUAGCCUGGUGGUGGAACAAUGUGCUCAAUUACUUCGUCGACUAUCGAAAGCUAUACGUGGAGACCAUCGGGAAGACAGUGGCGGCCGAAGACCCGACCCGACCGUACCUGACGUCGAGUCCGUCCAAUGGGUUGGAGAGUCAGAGCGAGAACUAUACGGCCAAACAUCCGGACGACUGGCGUUACGGCGAUACACAUUAUUACAGCGACGACUCACACCUCUGGGACUGGACUACACUUCAGUCGCCUCAAGACUUCCCUCCAGUGUAUAGACGGGUCCGUUGUCUGACCACUUAUACACAUUCAGAGUGUAUCUGA
This is a messenger RNA of Medioppia subpectinata, 1772 nucleotides long. The record is from the annotation of a GenBank genome assembly. NCBI's taxonomy places the organism in Eukaryota, Metazoa, Arthropoda, Arachnida, Sarcoptiformes, Oppiidae.